UUAAGUUUCAGUGUUUCACUGUAACUUCAAGUACGAAAAUGAAUCUUCAUUGUGCUUCUCUUGCUGCAACGAUAUCUUCCGUUUGCUCCAUCAAUGAAGCCACACACAAGUCUCGCACGCUUCAGAAGCGAGUCAACUCGGACGCGCCAAUCAAACUCAGCACCGAGUUUCUCUCCCAUGACUCGCUGGAACCCACCACCAAACCAUGCUUCUGUGGAAGAAGACACUUCAUUGAAGCUGCAACACUGGGAACUACCCUAUUUCCAAUACAACCCUCCAGAGCCACCAACCCACCACGUGAAUACACGGCUUUGCUUAAAAAGUUUCAUCCACCAAGACCUGAUUGGUACGAGGAGUUCUAUGCUUCGGUUAUGAAUUCAGCUACUAAGGAUUAUGAAGCUGAGGUUGCAAUGUACAAGUCUCAAAUCUUCGGUAACUUGAAGGGGAAGGGUCUAAGAAUAUUGGAGAUUGGCAUCGGAACCGGUCCCAACCUCUGUUAUUAUGCCAGUGGCUCUGGUGUUGAGGUCGUUGGUAUUGAUCCAAACCCGAAGAUGGAAAAAUAUGCUCGGUCCUCGGCUGCGUCGGCUGGAUUGCCUACUUCAAAUUUUGAGUUUAUACAAGCUGUUGGCGAGGCUAUACCAUUAAGUGAUGCUUCUGUUGAUGCAGUUGUUGGAACACUUGUCUUGUGUUCUGUUAAAGAUGUUGAUAUGACACUGAAAGAAGUGAGGAGGGUGCUGCGACCUGGUGGACUAUAUGUGUUUGUAGAACAUGUGGCUGCGAAAGAUGGAACUUUUCUCAAAUUUAUGCAGAGAGUUCUUGAUCCUCUGCAACAGACACUUGCAGAUGGGUGCCACCUUUCUAGGGAAACCGGAAACGAUAUAUCCAGGGCCGGAUUUUCAAGUGUUGAGCUCAACACGGCAUUCUUGUCUAGUGCUACAUUUAUAAAUCCCCAUGCAUAUGGAAUAGCUUACAAGUAGCAUGAAAAGAAUGUCUUUAAUCCUCUUAGCCUGCCAGCUACAAAUCUACAAUGCCAGGAAACGAUUGUAGCCUUUUUCAGGUACUUCACCCGAGUGCAGGUUUCAACACAAAAAAACUCAUCACUAAUUGUGAAGCCCUGUGGUGAUCAAUAUCUAUUUACAUCUAUGUCUUGACCAAUUUAGCAUCAACUUCAACAUGCUUUGAUCAUCAUGUGAAGGGCCCCUCUUCAUAUUCGUGAAGAUCACUGCGACAGGUAGCUUCUUAUUGGGGGCAUGUUUGUAAAUAAUGAAGCAUAUAAUUGAAAUUUAAAAAAGAGAAAAAAAAGGACUUUCUUGUAUAAUCUGCUAACUUGAUGUGAAUGUGACUAAGCAAGAACUUGGUUAGUUUGUUGUUGCACUCAUUUGUUUUUAUAGAUCUGAAUUGUGUGUUGAAGGUUUGUUUUGUUGGUUUGCUUUGCUUCCUUUCCCUUUGUUAUGAUCCGUGUCUGUUGUCCUCAUGUAUACAUCUAUGAUCUAUCCAAGUGUUAUAAACAUUAUUAUCAAAA
This is a messenger RNA of Glycine soja, 1522 nucleotides long. Its product is annotated as methyltransferase-like protein 7A. The transcript is spliced from 6 exons. Gene Ontology annotation, molecular function: S-adenosylmethionine-dependent methyltransferase activity. The coding region runs from base 39 to 977 and encodes 312 amino acids. NCBI's taxonomy places the organism in Eukaryota, Viridiplantae, Streptophyta, Magnoliopsida, Fabales, Fabaceae. The record is from RefSeq and is a predicted model, not a curated record.